Molecule: messenger RNA, 1437 nt
Organism: Rangifer tarandus platyrhynchus (Svalbard reindeer)
Lineage: Eukaryota; Metazoa; Chordata; Mammalia; Artiodactyla; Cervidae
Source: the annotation of a GenBank genome assembly
AUGAACCCUCCUUCAGGGCCAAGAGCCCCGCUGGGCCCGGUGCAGGAAUCCAGCUGCCUGGCCACCCCAGCCUCCUCCAGCAGGUGGGACAGCUCCCGGAGCAGCGCCUCCAGCCUGAGCCACCCUCCGUCCAUCAGCCCCACGGCAGUCAGGGCUCAGGCUGCUGCCUGGGUCCCCUUCCCCACGGUUGAUGUUCCAGACCACGCCCACUACACCCUGGGCACGGUGAUCCUCCUGGUGGGACUCACGGGGAUGCUGGGAAAUCUGACAGUCAUCUAUACCUUCUGCAGGAGCAGAGGCCUCAGGACUCCUGCCAACAUGUUCAUUAUCAACCUCGCGGUCAGCGACUUCCUCAUGUCCUUCACUCAGGCCCCCGUCUUCUUCGCCAGCAGCCUCUAUAAGCAGUGGCUCUUUGGAGAAGCAGGCUGUGAAUUCUAUGCCUUCUGUGGGGCUCUCUUUGGCAUCACCUCCAUGAUUACCCUGACGGCCAUCGCCCUGGACCGCUACCUGGUGAUCACACGCCCACUGGCCACCGUCGGGAUGGUGUCCAAGAGGCGGGCAGCGCUUGUCCUGCUGGGUGUCUGGCUCUAUGCCCUGGCUUGGAGUCUGCCGCCCUUCUUUGGCUGGAGUGCCUACGUGCCCGAAGGUCUGCUGACUUCUUGCUCCUGGGACUACGUGAGCUUCACACCGUCGGUCCGCGCCUACACCAUGUUGCUCUUCUGUUUUGUGUUCUUCCUCCCCUUGCUUGUCAUCAUUUACUGCUACAUCUUCAUCUUCAAGGCCAUCCGAGAGACGGGCCAAGCUCUCCAGACUUUCGGGGCUUGCGAGGGUGGCAGUGAGUGUCCCCGGCAGCGGCAGCGGCUACAGAAUGAGUGGAAAAUGGCCAAGAUUGAGUUGCUGGUCAUCCUUCUCUUUGUGCUCUCCUGGGCCCCCUACUCCACGGUCGCCCUGAUGGGUUUUGCUGGGUACGCACAUAUCCUGACGCCCUACAUGAACUCGGUGCCAGCUGUCAUUGCCAAGGCCUCUGCCAUCUACAACCCCAUCAUUUACGCCAUCACCCACCCCAAAUACAGACUGGCCAUCGCCCAGCACCUGCCCUGUCUGGGCGUGCUGCUGGGCGUGUCGGGCCAGCGCACUGGCCUGUACACCAGCUACCGCUCCACCCACCGCUCCACGCUGAGCAGCCAGGCCUCGGACCUCAGCUGGAUCUCCGGACGGAGGCGCCAGGCAUCCCUGGGCUCUGAGAGCGAGGUGGGCUGGACAGACACAGAAGCAACAGCUGCUUGGGGGGCUGGCCAGCAAGUGAGCGGAUGGUCCCCCUGCAGUCAGGGCCUGGAGGAUGUGGAAGCCAAGGCCCUUCCCAGGCCCCAGGGAAGGGACCCAGAGGCUCCCGGGAAGGCCAAGGGGCUGCUCCCCAACCUGGACCCCAGGAUGUAG